Messenger RNA from Drosophila serrata, 1624 nucleotides. RefSeq names its product Serendipity delta (gene Sry-delta). NCBI's taxonomy places the organism in Eukaryota, Metazoa, Arthropoda, Insecta, Diptera, Drosophilidae. The record is from RefSeq and is a predicted model, not a curated record.
GCAUUUGAAGCGUUUUGGUAUAGUUUCCGAUACUCACAUUUUUGCCAACUCUAUUAAAUUUUAUACACAAUUUCCCCGGGCAAAACACGAAUUGUAAACAAAAUCCGGGACAUCCCAAGCCGCAAUGGACUCGUGUUUCUUUUGCGGCGCUGUAGAGCUGAGCUCUGGAACAAGUCGGUAUGAAAAACUGUCGGCCAAAGUGCCCUCGUCACAGAAGACUGUCUCCCUAGUGCUCACGCACCUGGCCAACUGCAUCAACACGCCGCUGGACGUAAAGACGAACUCCCGUCUAUGUCCGCGCUGCUUCACCGAGCUGUCGGACUACGACACCAUUAUGGUCAACCUGAUGACGACACAGAAGCGGCUCACUAAUCAACUGAAACACGCCCUGAAGUCGGAUUUCGAUGCACCGGAGUCCGGCGAGGAUCUUUUAGUGGAGGAGGAGGAGGACGAAGUGCCGCUGGAGGAGGAGGACACGGAUGCCGAUGCCGAAGCGGAGGCCCUGUUCGUAGAGCUAGUUAAGGACCAGGAAGACUCGGAUACUGAGAUCAAGCGGGAGUACGAAGGCGACGACGAAAAUGAGUUCCUCUGCGAGGUGGAGGUGGGUGAGUCUGAGGGAAAUUAUGCCAAGGGCGACAGCGAAGACAAGCCUAUGCGAAAACGGGUCAAGCAGGAGUGCAGCACCUGCGGAAAGGUGUACAACUCGUGGUACCAGCUCCAGAAGCACAUCAGCGAAGAGCACUCUAAGCAGCCCAAUCAUGUCUGUCCCAUUUGCGGGGUAAUACGUCGCGACGAGGAGUACCUUGAACUACACAUGAACGUACACGAAGGCAAGACGGAGAAGCAGUGUCGCUACUGCCCAAAGAGCUUCUCGCGCCCAGUAAACACAUUGCGUCACAUGCGAAUGCACUGGGAUAAGAAGAAGUACCAGUGUGAAAAGUGCGGACUUCGGUUUUCGCAGGACAAUUUACUAUAUAACCACCGUCUGCGCCAUGAAGCUGAGGAGAACCCUAUUAUUUGCAGCAUAUGCAAUGUGUCGUUCAAGUCACGAAAGACCUUUAACCAUCACACCCUCAUCCACAAGGAGAACCGGCCGCGCCACUACUGUUCUGUGUGCCCAAAGUCUUUCACUGAGCGAUACACACUUAAGAUGCACAUGAAGACUCACGAAGGCGAUUUAGUCUAUGGCGUUAGGGAGGAGGCACCCGCCGACGAGCAGCAGGUAGUGGAGGAGCUGCAUGUGGACGUGGACGAAUCGGAGCAGGCAGUUACCGUGAUUAUGUCGUCGGACAAUGACGAUAACAGCGGAUUCUGCCUGAUCUGCAGCACCAACUUUGAAAACAAGAAAGAGCUGGAGCACCACUUGCAGUUCGAUCACGACGUUGUCCUGAAAUAAGAAAAUUAUUUUUUCCUGCAAAUAUCAACAGCUAGCAUAUUCCCUUCUUUUUACUUCAUUAUAUUGUAGAUAUCGAUGUCCCUUUAAAAUUUAAUUUUUGGCAUCCGAGAGGCAUCGAGUUUAUGAAAUUUAUGCUCGGUUAAUUCGACUGCACUUAAUUAUGUAAAUGGAACUAAUAAAGAUCCAAACCGUAUCAUCGACUUGUACUAAUACUAAUAAUAUAAAAUA